UUAAUCUUACCGUUUGAGAAUUAAAUAUAAAUAACAGUCUGGUUAGAUUUGGUUCAGUAGUUUUUUAGUACCGAACGAGGAAACACUUGAUCAUAAAUCAAAAUGCGUUUAUCAGUGGUGCUAUUGUGUGUUGUCAUAUUCGCAUGUGUGAACGCGAGAGCUGGAAGAUAUUCCCCAGAACAGUUAAAAAAUUUUAGCGGCAGUAGAAGCGGAGCUGGCAGUGGCAGUGGCAGUGGCAGCGGCAGCGGCAGUGGAAGCGGCAGCGGAAGUGGAAGCGGCAGCGGCAGUGGCAGUGGCAGCGGCAGUGGAAGCGGCAGCGGAAGUGGAAGCGGCAGCGGCAGUGGAAGCGGCAGCGGAAGUGGAAGUGGAAGCGGCAGUGGAAGUGGCAGUGGAAGCGGCAGCCGAAGUGGAAACGGAGCCGGCAGCGGCAGCGGCAGUGGCAGCGGAAGUGGCAGUGGAAGCGGAAGUGGCAGUGGAAGCGGAAGUGGCAGCGGCAGUGGAAGCGGCAGCGGAAGUGGAAGCGGAAGUGGCAGUGGAAGUGGAAGGAACCUAUGGUCGACAAUCGUCAGACACACGAGGGACUUGAAUGGCCUUAAAUGGGACGAGCAGUUGCAGUUUGUUGAUCUCCUCAGCAGCACCAACCAAGAGCUUUCUGAAGCCAGAGGCUACAAUCACCAGGUCUUCGACAACCGCAGGCACCUGGAGGGCCAGGAGUAGGUCUCUGACUCUCUAUGGGCGGACGACUUGGGCGGGCGGAAGGACUAAGGGCCAGGUCUAUGAAGAAAUGAAAUGAAACCUUUAUUCAACUUUGUGAAAAAUCUGGCACUUAGGAACAUAAUUUACUAAAAAAUCAAAUUAUAGUGUCAAUAAAAUAAUAAACAACUUUGUCUGUAUUUGACCCCAAUCUCAUGAUGAUGAUAAGAGGUCAUAGCAAACUUAUAAACCCGGAACGGGAUCGACACCGUAUC
Messenger RNA from Ostrinia nubilalis (European corn borer), 968 nucleotides. RefSeq lists its product as uncharacterized. The record is from RefSeq and is a predicted model, not a curated record. The transcript has 5 exons. Lineage: Eukaryota; Metazoa; Arthropoda; Insecta; Lepidoptera; Crambidae. The coding region runs from base 103 to 717 and encodes 204 amino acids.